Molecule: messenger RNA, 1331 nt
Organism: Sinocyclocheilus anshuiensis
Lineage: Eukaryota; Metazoa; Chordata; Actinopteri; Cypriniformes; Cyprinidae
Product: ret finger protein-like 4B
Exons: 4
Coding region: 1-1134 (377 amino acids)
Source: RefSeq, a predicted model, not a curated record
AUGACACAGGGCCUCCACGAUCUACCUGCGCGUGAACACACAGACGAGGCCAGAGACGAGGAGACGUGUGUCUCUCCCCCCGUCUGUCCGUUAUGUGCUCGUGGUUUUGACGUUCCUCUGAUUCUGCCCUGCUCUCACACUCUAUGCGGCCGCUGUCUGACCGGAGGGGCGGGGCCUGAUCGGCAUGGGGGCGAGGUCAGGGGCGUGGCCUCCACCUCUCAUCCAGUCGUUCUCUGUCCGAACUGUCGUCACGGCGUUGAGCUGCCCUGCUUUGACUGGUCAUCUGCUCUCACCUGUCUGCCCUUUGACCCCACAGUGACCUUUGACCCUGAAGAGAGAGGGAAGCGUGAAGAACGGAGAUGGGAGACGGAUGGCAGUGUGGAUCUUUCCGAAGAGGAAAUGGAACAAUCCGUUUCAGGUCUGCUCUUCACCCUUGAUUCGUCCUGCUCUGAUUCAUCGCUUCACCUCUCAAGCUCCGCCCUCACCGUCACCUUCACGGGUCACAUGAUCUCAUCACAUGACCGCAGUGAUCAGGGCUCCUGUCAGCUUCCUCAGGUGUGCGGCAGCGUGAGCGUCUCCAGAGGACAGUAUUACUGGGAGGUGGAUGUCUGCAACAGCGCCAUCUACAGGAUCGGAGUGAUUUCAUCAUGUGAUGGGCGUGGCUGGUGGUUGGAAAGGCGUGGCUCUGCGUUUCACGCUGUGUUUGACGGACGGCGUGAGCUCCUCCCCUCUGUUCCUCCUCAGCUGAAGACAGUGGGCGUGUUUCUAAAUGUGGGCGGGGCUUCGAUCACCUUCCACAAUCCAGUAACUCAAGAGUUUCUUGCCGCCGUCCCCUCCCACUUCAGUGUCCCCCUCCGUCCUGCUCUUCAACUGGGCCUGGGAAGACUGAAGCUCCGCCCCAGCCUGCCGCCGCCCAAUCACGUCUUUCUCAGCCACAGCUCUGCCUAUCGGGGUCCAGGAGGGGUGGGAAGUGUGCGCUGGAGGCGGGAUGUACCGUUCGGGUCGGUGAGGACCGUGAUUCAGAAGUUUGAGGAGAUGUCGGUCGUAUCAGACUCGGAUUCGGGUCUCGUGUCCAGCGUCAGCUCACUGUCUGAGACCAAUAACAAUACAGAACGGCUCCGUUCCAAAACCUAGUACAAUUUCUACAUAGACAGCAUCGUAAGGCGUGCUCCCUAGGUAGACAGGAACAUUAUGCCGCCUUCUAAGAUCUCUUCUUUUGGACAAAAUAUAAAGCAGCAUCACAUGUAUGCUUCUUAAAAAAGUUUGCAAAAUGCAAACAGCGCCACCUGUAGGGCAGAAGCUCUUAAAGAAAAAACAAACAAAAUGUAUCU